Elephantulus edwardii (Cape elephant shrew) is the source of this 330-nucleotide messenger RNA. RefSeq names its product S100 calcium binding protein A11 (gene S100A11). Gene Ontology annotation, cellular component: cytoplasm. Gene Ontology annotation, biological process: regulation of cell population proliferation. The record is from RefSeq and is a predicted model, not a curated record. The transcript is spliced from 3 exons. The coding region runs from base 1 to 330 and encodes 109 amino acids. Gene Ontology annotation, molecular function: calcium ion binding; calcium-dependent protein binding. NCBI's taxonomy places the organism in Eukaryota, Metazoa, Chordata, Mammalia, Macroscelidea, Macroscelididae.
AUGGAGAUGGCACAAGCUUGUUUGCAGAAAGCAAAAGUCACUAGCCCCACGGAGACCGAGCGGUGCAUUGAGUCCCUGAUUGCCGUGUUCCAGAGGUACGCUGGACAGGAUGGAAACAGCCUUACCCUCUCCAAAACGGAGUUCCUGAAAUUCAUGAAUACAGAACUGGCUGCCUUCACAAAGAAUCAGAAGGACCCUGGUGUCCUUGACCGCAUGAUGAAGAAACUGGACCUCAACGCUGAUGGGAAGCUAGAUUUCCAAGAAUUUCUUAAUCUUAUUGGGGGCAUUGCUCUGGCCUGCCAUGACUCUUUCAUGAAACAUGUUCACUAG